Echinostoma caproni is the source of this 471-nucleotide messenger RNA. The record is from the annotation of a GenBank genome assembly. Lineage: Eukaryota; Metazoa; Platyhelminthes; Trematoda; Plagiorchiida; Echinostomatidae.
AUGUACGUUAUCGGUUCCAGUGGUUACGCGAACGCCGCUCACAAAGACAAGGUGUCUCACGGUAUAACAUUGGGGAACGUGGGUUUUCAUUUAUCGGAUGUGCAAGUGACCAGAGAAUUGUACUUACACGGGCGUGUGUACAGAAACAAACAAACUGUUCGAUGGGAUGACGAAUAUGGUGAUCCCACGAGUUCAUCAAGCAAAGUUAUCGUUGAGCACUUGAAAGAAAUGAUGGACGAAGCGUUUCCAGCUUUACCGGAAGGAUCCUUCGCAUAUAGCUACGUGAUCGUGCGGAUUGAAUUGCUCAAUGCGUCUUCGUCUGUGCACGCACGCUUGACCAUCACUAUUAAGGGAGACGAUUUCCCAUGGCGGAACUACGACGAUUUGUUUGAAAAGAUGAAUCGGAAAAUUAUGAAGACUGGUUUGACACGUUCGUCCGACAAAUUCACCUUACUACGAUUAGGUGAUUAG